Molecule: messenger RNA, 3992 nt
Organism: Odocoileus virginianus texanus
Lineage: Eukaryota; Metazoa; Chordata; Mammalia; Artiodactyla; Cervidae
Gene: FAM120B
Product: family with sequence similarity 120 member B
Biological process (GO): peroxisome proliferator activated receptor signaling pathway; fat cell differentiation
Cellular component (GO): nucleus
Source: RefSeq, a predicted model, not a curated record
CGGAAACGGAAGUGCGGACCGCUGCUGAGGGCCGAGGGCUGCGCGGGCGCGUCUCCGGUGUCCUGGCGCAUCUCUAGAUCCUUCCCAGGAGUUCCAUUAUGGGUGUGAGAGGUUUGCAUGGGUUUGUGGCAAGUAGCUGCCCACAUGUAUGUACGGUAGUAAAUUUCAAGGAGCUGGCGGAACGCCACCGAAGCCAGCACCCUGGAGGGACCCCUACCGUCGUGGUCGAUGCCAUGUGCUGCCUCAGGUACUGGUACACACCGGAGUCUUGGAUCUGCGGUGGACAGUGGAGGGAAUACUAUUCUUCUUUGCGAGAAUUUGUGAGAACUUUUACCGCUGUUGGCAUCAAGCUGAUCUUCUUCUUUGAUGGCAUGGUGGAGCAGUCCAAGAGAGACGAGUGGGUGAAACGCAGACUCAAAAACAAUAGGGAGAUAGCCAAGAUCUUCCACUACAUCAAGUCCCACAGGGAGCAGCCGGGCAGAAACAUGUUCUUCAUCCCCUCGGGGCUGGCCAUAUUUACGCGGUUUGCUUUGAAGGCCCUGGGUCAGGAAACUCUGUGCUCGUUACAGGAGGCCGACUACGAGGUGGCCUCCUAUGGUUUCCAGAACAACUGUCUUGGGAUUCUUGGAGAAGACACUGACUACUUAAUCUAUGACACCUGUCCCUACUUCUCCAUCAGUGAGCUCUCCCUGGACAGCCUGGACACCGUCAUGCUCUGCCGGGAGAAGCUCUGUCAGAGCCUCGGGCUCAGCCUGGCCGACUUGCCCCUGUUGGCCUGCCUGCUUGGCAAUGAUGUCGUCCCCGAAGGCAUGUUCGAGAGCUUUCGGUACAAGUGUUUGACGUCCUAUACCUCUGUGAAAGAGAACUGUGACAGAAGAGGUAACAUUAUCUUAGCUGUAGCAGACCACAUAUCUAAGGUUCUUCGGUUGCAUCAGGGUGAGAAAAAGCUGGAAGAGAUGCUACCUUUGGGACCAAACAAAGCUCUUUUUUAUAAAGGAGUAGCAUCAUAUCUUUUGCCAGGACAGAAAUCUCCAUGGUUUAUCCAAAAACCUAAAGAUAUAGUAACUUUGGACAAGCAGGUACUGUCCAUAAGUUCAGAUCCUGAAUCUAAGCAGGAAGUUCCCAUGCGUAUGGACCCUGAAUCCAAGCAGAAAUUACCUGUAGAUACAGACCCUGAAUUUAACCUAGGAGCACCCAUGUGUACAAACACUGAAGUUAAACAAGAAGACCCUGUAAAUGCGGGGCCUGAAGCCAAGCAUCAAGUAACUAUGGUUUCAGAUCCUGAAAUCUUAAAGGUCGCCAGAGCACAGCACGUCCAGGCGGAGAGCUACCUGGUGUACGGUGUGAUGAGCAGCGGUGAGGUGGAGUGCAGCAACAGCCUGGAGGACGCCACGGACCAGGCCCUGCCCAGCCAGGCCUUUGUCUACCGGCCCGUGCGGCAGCGCGUCUACUCCCUCCUGCUGGGGGGCGGCGCAGGUGGUUUCAGCACUGGCCCCGCUGUCAAGGAGUGGUUUGUGUACUCCGGGAACCCACUGAGGCAGCCGGACCUCGUCAGGCCUCUGCAGAUGAACAUUCCAGGGGGAACACCUAAUUUGAGACAACUGUGGCUGAGCCAAGAGCCAGGAAUCCAGGCCCAGCGCUUGGACACACUCCUGGCCUGCUUUGACCUUUCAUCCUCGCGAGAAGAACUGCAGGCAGUUGAGAGCCCCUUUCAAGCACUGUGCUGCCUCCUGGUCUACCUGUUUGUGCAGGUGGACACUCUCUGUCUGGAGGAUUUGCAUGCCUUCAUUGCGCAGGCCCUGUGCCUCCAAGGAAAGCCCACCGUGGAGCUUGCAGACUUGCAGCUUGACCACAUUGACCCCAGAGCUGUGCAGCUGGCCACCCUCCUGGUGCGUGGUCUCACCACCUUGGUGUUGGUCAACGGUGCUUGUGGCUCCCCCUGGGAGAUGGCCGACUUCAUGCCCUGGCACCUGUUCGAUGGGAAGCUGUUUCAUCAGAAGUACCUGCAGUCCGAGAAAGGGUACACCGCGGAGGUGCUCGUGGAGCAGAACAGGUGUCACGUCACCAGAUUCCACACCCUGAAGUCAGUUUUGUGCAAAGCCUGUGGGAAGGAGAGCAGACCGAUCGUCAGCAGGCGGCACUGGCGUCCACACCACACAGGACGGUGGGGCCGACCGGGAUCCAGCUCCCACGGGACAAGCUCCGGGUGCAGCCGGGCUGGCCACAGACAGCACUGGAGGGACCAGGGGCCAGGAAGUAGACAGUAUGAGCCUGACCAGUGGAGAAGAUAUUAGUCAUCAUCUGGAAGCAGUGUGCACAGAAGCAGAAGCCGCAGGGCCUGGCUGUCAAACCAGAGUGGAGCCUCUGGACCCUCUGGACCGUCCUUCAGAGCUACGCCAUCUGAGGAGAGGCUCUCUGGGGGUUCCUGACCCAGACUCACAUCAAGAGGGAAAGCGUCUGUUUCAGCCUUCUUCCUCAUUUGACUUUAAAACCCCUUUGUUGGCUUACUUGUAGAUGUCAUCCUGACUCCACAUCCCCAAACAGCCAUGGUUAACAUCUUCACGCCGGUCUGCAUCUGUUGAUUCUUUUAAUGAACUGGAAUCUUAUUAUGUCCCACUUUGGACAUUUCCCAGAUGAUCUUUAUCUUUCAAGACAUGAUGUCUAAUAAGCUAUAUCAUUUUCCAGGAAUUAUUUACUAAUUAUAAAUUAUAACCAGAAGUAAAGUUUCCAACUAUGUCUUCACAGAGAAAGAUGUACCAGCUUCCUUCUCACCCUCUUGGUGGGAGAGGUGGCUGCAUGGUCUUGACAUUGCAUGUGACGCAUGGGUCACCCUUUCAUUUAGAAUUUGCUCCAGCCCAGAGCCUGUGCCUGUGAAGACACACCUGGAUUCAGCACACGUUAGGCAUCAGACAGGAAGCCUGCAAACUGUAGAGAGAGGCAGUGGUUGAGUGUCAGGAAGCCUAAUUUAUGAUGCCGCUAACAAGUGGGACAUCUGUUGCUCUUUAUCAGUGAGCCCUGAAGGGCUCUUGUUGUUAAAAAAUAUUCUAAAUGAAUCCAAGUUCAGAGACAUUCUUUUCAUGAAAGAAUUUUCACAUAAUCUAAGAAUUGAAAUUUUAAGCCCCAGAUUGUCCUGAUCUCAGCCCCUGGGUAUUCUGAUAAUUGAAAAUAAUCUAGAUUAGGGAUUAGGUUAGCAGCUGUCUCCUUUUGGCCUGGAGCUGCUGUGACUGCCAAUCCACCUUCCAGGCUGCACCCACACCCAGGAGAGCCUCUUGAGUCGUGCUUGCUGGCACUCACAAGACAUGUCCUUCAGCUGAUGUCAUUAAAACAAAAUAAACCCUAAACGAAUUGCAGUGCAGUUUGUAUCUUUGCACUUGAUGCUUUAGCCUGACUGACAGCUCUGUGUGCAGGCUCCUUACUUUAUUUUAGAAUCCCGUUUGGUAAUAUGUACCAAAAAGAAAUAUAGUCUCCCAUUCACUUCCUACAGGUCCUUCUUCAGGACAUCCGCAUGUCUAGUCACUUUUCAUGCAGUCAUGUAGGACCUAUAGCCUUAUUUCCCAGUUUUGGAAAUAGGUUUUUUUUAUAUGUAGAUUUCCUGUCUAAAUUUUUAACAUUCUGUUUGUUUUGUUUUUGCCAAUUUGAGACCACUACUGCUUCUAGAAGUUUCAUUUCUUUGUUGCUUAUUUGCAUAACUUUAAAAUAAAUCUCUCAUUCCUUAGACUAGAAGAAUAGACUUCCAUGAAUAUCAUUUCCCCCCGUCAUAAAUAAAUUCUAACUUGUCAGUAAAAUGUUUAUGUUUAAAAAAAAAUGUUUAUGUUCAUUUGGCAAGCUUAAAUAAAGCCAUUGAGUUGAUAAAAUCUUUACUACAUUUGGAAAACCAGUGCAGUGAUUUUUUUUUUCUUAUUUUGGUGUUAUAUUAUCUCUGCAGUUAAGUCUUCUGAUGAAAUUUCCACAUAUCAGUUUUAAAAUGAAAAUAAAAGUAUUAUUAUUCAUAA